AUGGCAGCAGACCCGGAGAGCAGACCACUUUAUUUUGCGAACGGAGAUUUCGCGAAAACAGUUGCUGAUAUAAUCGCCAGUCCUCGAAGGGGUAAGGCAUAUACGAGUCAAGAUGCCCUGUAUGAGAUAUCGGACCGUCAACGGGAGUAUUACACGAGAUGCUUUCGACAUUUGUUGAAAAAUACUCAAGGAACUACUAAUCUUGAAGGUGUCCUAAAUGGUGGAGAUCCUCGAGUAGUCGAUUUCUUCAAGCGUAGUGGUCUCGAUAAUGAAUCUCUAUCCAGGUUUUUUAAGGACACCCACCUUGCUGAAUUCUCCGAUACUCCUCCAUUGUUGGUUGAUAGUCGCCCUACAGCAGUGAAGCAAACUAUUCCGUUGUUAGCUCUAAAAUCUCCAUGUGGGCCACCUCCACAGCCUCCUCCCCGUCCUCAACUAAGAGGGCACACUCGAAGUGCUAGCUUGGACAUGAUGAAGAACAUUCAGCUCGCGCAGACUGGGAUGCCACUGUCGUAUGGAGAUCGCCGUCCAUCUGAUUCAACAACUGUGACUGCCGAUCACUCGUCCGGUUUAACCAUUUCUGGCUCGAUUCCUACUGCGCCACCUCCGCCCGUUCCGCAACGAGUUUCUCCUCCUGCUCCUAUUCCUAGAAGGAGCAGUACAGCAGAAACCCAAACAGAAGGGCGAUACUUGGACGCGAACGACAUAGAACGGUAUAUUGCUGAGUUUGAUACUCAAAUAGCUGACCUUCUUGGAGAUGAAGCAGAUGCAACAGCUGGGAAAGGAGUGGAACGUUGGGCUCGAAGAUGUGAAGGUCUUCGUGCCCAAAACGCCGAACUUGAAGCUGAAAGGGCUCGAAUGGCUCAGGUAAGAAUCCAACUGGAAUUACGUCUGCAAGAAAUUGAAGAGGGUAGCUGUAAGGGGCACAAGCCCACGUCUCUUUGA
Molecule: messenger RNA, 942 nt
Organism: Ostertagia ostertagi
Lineage: Eukaryota; Metazoa; Nematoda; Chromadorea; Rhabditida; Trichostrongylidae
Source: the annotation of a GenBank genome assembly